Molecule: messenger RNA, 1145 nt
Organism: Verruconis gallopava
Lineage: Eukaryota; Fungi; Ascomycota; Dothideomycetes; Venturiales; Sympoventuriaceae
Exons: 4
Coding region: 118-531 (137 amino acids)
Biological process (GO): ribosomal large subunit assembly
Cellular component (GO): preribosome, large subunit precursor
Source: RefSeq, a predicted model, not a curated record
AAAAGACUUCAUCAGCUCGUUUACAAGCCUUUAGAACGCACGGCCUAACGCCACGUGUGAAGACGAGAAAAAUAAGAGGUUUUAUAAAAAAUUAGACGCUCGAUAGAAGCAGGGCCCAUGGCUGAAAAGUCGAGAAAGGAUAGGAAGAAGAAGACGAGAAGGAGAAAGAUUCGCAGGGAUGCCGAUAUAAGCUCAAGCUCAAGCUCAAGUGAGGAUGAGAGCCAAUAUUCGCGGAAGGAAAGCGCCGAGAAGCCGCUGAGUGGCGAAGAUGUUGAGAUGACGGAAGAUCAAGCUGUGCUGGCUGAACCAGAAGCCGCAGAAAGCCCUAUGUCAAAGGAGCAGUCUUCAGAAGCGGAUUUCGAUUCCUGGUACCUGCGGCAGGUCACGAAGGAGCUGGAGGAUGACCUUGAUCAGAUACGCUCCGCCGGCGACUUCAAGGACUCGUCGCUUCCCGUCCUCGUGACUGCUCUGCAACAAGGAGCGUCACUGUUCUCGACCGAGGAGAAAAGGAGAAUCGUUGGCGCAUCGUAGCGAGCACUUCUACUAAGCUGCGGCCGCCCGAUCCAUCCCCGUGCAUGUAUUCUCUCGUACCACGUUCCUGCCAGCAUCCUGCGUGCUUUGCUUUUCCUUCAUGCAGUCACUUCGCCAGUGUGCCGCGCCCUCGCACUGUUCUCACACUUCUUCAUCUAGAUUUCUGGUCCAUUCUCUCUUCCUAACUGUACUUUACCCAUAUCUCACUCUCGAGGACUCAGCCUGUCGAUCGGCCUCCUCAAUCGACCGUGGCCUUCGCUGAUGUGCUCCAUGGGAGUACUGCAGCAUCCUAGACUCCCUCGCACGAGCGUUCGGUCGAUUCCUGAGCGUCGUCCAGCCCAGCAGCUGAGAACUCUUGCUCAACAGGGAGAAGUGUUUCACAAAGAUGUCGGUGGAGGAUUCGGAAAAUUCCUAAUGAAAAGCCAGACUUUCUGCUCUGGGAUUUGAUGUACAGCCAGUACUGCUUUGUAUAUAACGGCUUUCCUAACUUGUAUCAGACUUGUGGUGAGGAGGCCCGGUUGCGUCAUCAUGUUGGGCGAGGUGGUGGUAAUGUGUGCUGAUACAACCACUAGCUUUAAUCUCAUAAUUGGAAUGUACAUCAAGCUGGUUAUAAA